AUGGAAAGACGGGCCGACUCUAGGUGCAUCUGGGCGCCCAGAUGUUUGCGCUGUUCCCGCUGCGCUAAAGACGCACAGAGAGGCGGGACUUCCCUGGCUUAUCACCGCGAGCAGAGCAGCGGUAGCCUCCUGCGGGAUCAGAUACCAGGGGACGCUGCACCAUCUUCACCGUGCACUAUGGGGCUGGCCUGCGUUCCUCUCUGGUGCAUCCCUGUGCUGCUGCUGCCCCUGGCCUCCGCCGUACGCCUGCCUACCCCAGAACCAACUCAGGGACCCAAACCCAAACUCCUGCUGGUCUCCUUCGACGGCUUCCGCUGGGACUACAUCGACCGCGUGCCCACCCCCAACUUCCACGCGCUCAUGAGGGAAGGCGUCCAGGUCGACCAAGUGGAGAACAUCUACAUCACCAAAACGUUUCCGAACCACUACAGCCUCGUGACUGGCUUGUACGCCGAAUCCCAUGGAAUUGUCGCCAACGAAAUGUACGACCCAGCGCUGAACCUGUCCUUCUCCAUGGAGACGGACAGCGUGUACGAUCCGAGGUGGUGGGAUGACGCGGUUCCUCUUUGGGUGAGCGUCCAGAAAGCUGGGGGUAGAAGCGGCGCAGCCAUGUGGCCAGGGUCGGACGUGAAGAUCCGUGGCGCGUAUCCGAGUCGAUACCUUCCCUACAACGCCUCGGUCCCCUUUGAGACCAGAGUACAGACGGUCAUCAAGUGGUUCUCAGGCCCUGAUGAAGAAGCGGUGGAUUUUGCGGUGCUGUAUUGGGAAGAACCGGACGAAAGCGGGCAUGUCCUGGGCCCGGAGAGUCCGCUCAUGGAUAGAAUAAUCGCAGAUAUCGACACAAAGUUAGGAUUUCUGAGGAAUGAGCUGAAAAGAGCCGGUUUGUACGAGAGUUUGAAUCUGAUCGUGACCAGCGACCACGGCAUGAUGCAGCUGUCCAACGAGAAGAUCAUAGAGCUGGAUGAAUACGUCGGCAGAGACUUGUACACGUGGGUCGACAAGAGUCCUGUGGUUGGAAUCAUCCCAGCGGAAGGAAAGUUUGAAGAAGUUUACAGCAAACUCUUGGACGCAAACCCGUACAUGGCUGUGUACAAGAAGGCCGACAUCCCGGAACACUACCACUACCAGCACCACCUCAGGAUAAUGCCCAUGCUGCUGGAGGCGCAGGAGGGAUGGAGCAUUGUGCAGAACAGAACGGCUCCCUUCAUGCUUGGUAACCACGGCUACAACAACUCCUUACGCAGCAUGCACCCAGUGUUCGUGGCCCGCGGUCCCGCUUUCCGCCAGGAUUUUGUCCAGCCUUCCAUGCAGUCGGUGGACCUGUACCCUCUCAUGUGCCACAUCCUCUCCCUGCCGCCGUCACCCAACAACGGCUCUCUGUCGCGGGUCCGAGAUCUCCUGUCCAACGCCCCUCCACCCCCAGCACCCAGCCCCCCACACCGCAUUCCCCAGUACUCCUACGCGCCCGUCGUUGGCUCCAUGAUCAGCAUCGUCAUGGUGGUGGGCUUUCUCAUCUUCUACAUCAAGGAGGUCACGGUGAAGCAGUUGCCAGCUCUCCCCCGGGGAAGCAAAGAGAUGUCCCAGCCUCUUCUGCAGGAGGACGUGAAUCUGAACUUUCUGGACGUGCACUGGGACCGGCGUGUCAGCGUGAGGCAUAUAUAA
Knipowitschia caucasica is the source of this 1662-nucleotide messenger RNA. The record is from the annotation of a GenBank genome assembly. Lineage: Eukaryota; Metazoa; Chordata; Actinopteri; Gobiiformes; Gobiidae.